GGAAAAGCUGCCCCCAGAGCAACCUCUCAAUCCACAGCUGGGAGUGUGGGAGACACAGGUAGGAGAGCAACCCCAGCAGAGACCCCCGACCAUGCUGUGCCCCACCUCACCUCACCUAGCCCUCCUAGCCCUGCUCUCUGUGGCUGGCGCUGUGGGUCCGGGGGAGCCAUGCCAGUCCGAGAUGAACCUGAUCAAGGAUCAACUGCAGGUCAACUGCUCCGGGCAGGGGCUCAGAGUGGUGCCACCUGCCCUGCCCAAGAACACCGGCAUCCUGCUGCUCAGCACCAACCGCCUGGCGUCCGUCUCCACUGCCUCCUUCCAGCACCUCCCUGAGCUGGCUGAGCUGGACCUGUCAGGCAACGGCCUGGGUGCGCUGCACACUGGGCCCCCCCUGCCCUCGCUGCAGGAGCUAGUCCUGUCCCACAAUGCCCUGGGGGUCCUGCCCACCCUGCAGGGCCUGCCUGCCCUCACCCGCCUGGCCCUGGCUCACAACAACAUUUCAGCGCUGCUGCCAGGGGCCUUCCGGGCUGUGGGGCAGCUGAAGGAUCUGAAUCUACGGGGGAACCAGCUGCGGACGCUGCCAGAAGAGGUCUUUGAGGGCCUGGCUGGGUUGAAGGACCUGGAUCUGUCUGAUAACGCCCUGGACGAGCUGCCACGGGGGCUGUUGACUGGGCUGGAGCUGGAGACACUGAGGCUGUCAGGGAACCAGCUCCGCACUCUGCCCAGCGGCUUCUUUCCCGAGGAGCACACGUUCGCCUUCGUCUUCCUGGCAGGGAACCCCUGGCGCUGUGACUGUGGGCUGGCCUAUCUGCGGGGCUGGAUUGCGGACAAUGACUUCAGCGUCUACACCCAGGAGCAGAGGUCAGAAGGGCUGCAGAUCGAGAAUGAUCCCCGCAGCCCCGUGUGCGAUGCGCCCCUCAGACACCGAGGGAGCCCCGUCCUCGAGUUCAAACAGGCCUGCGGCAAAGCAGGGGACGCGGACUUGGAUAUUGAUGGGACAAUGACAGAGGAGGGAAUCCCUGUGCCCUCCGCUACUGCCCCCUCCGCCACCCAGCCCCCAACCACUCCCGUGCCCCUCACUACUGCCCCCUCCGCCACCCUGCCCCCAACCACUCCCGUGCCCCUCACUACUGCCCUCUCCGCCACCCUGCCCCCAACCACUCCCGUGCCCCCCACUACUGCCACCUCCACCACUCUGCCCCCAACCACUCCCGUGUCCCCCACUACUGCCCCCUCCACCACCCUGCCCCCAACCACUCCCGUGCCCCCCACUACUGCCCCCUCCACCACCCUACCCCCAACCACACGUGUGCCCCCCACUACUGCCCCAGAACCUGCAUCCCCAGCACCCCCACGGCUCCCCAGCACCCCCAGGACUCCCACCACCACCACCCUUAUCCCCUCGCCUCCCUUCCAUACCAGCCCUCUCCACAUCAACCCCUGCCACCAGCCACCCCCUCCAACGGGGGCUCCCCGCCUCUGCGUGUGUCCCACCCCACCCCCAGCGAUGCCCGUGGCUGGGCGUCAGCAGGGCAGGGAGGGCCCAGUGUGGGGCCACUGGGUGCUCACCCACUGCUGCCUGCUGCACCUGAUGCUCUACCUGGCCUCCUUGCUGCUGCUGCUACUGCCCAUGGUGGCUCUCAUGGGCUGGAUGAGCUGGGUAUAUCUGAGCUGGUAUCGCCCAGCUCUGAGGGGUCCCCCAGGGGCACGGCUGGUGCGGUACCAGCUGCUGAGAAAGGGGGAGCUGGCAGCGCCCACCAUGAUGCAUCUCAGCAGCUUCAAGAGCCCCACCGAGCCCCCGACCUUCCGCACCACCAGAGAGCUGCAGAUUCACCGUGACCCCCCUAUGCCCUCCUUCCGCCGUGUUACCAGGAGGCUGCUGAGUGUGGGGGGGCUGGGCCCCUGGCGGGCUCCCUCUGCCUACAGCCUAGACAGGGGGGAAGCAGCUAUUGGGGCUGUCAGGGUGAAAUAUGCAACCACCACCCUCUAAGGGGGGCAGGACACCUGGGUUCUAUUGCUGGGGCUGGGGAGGAGGGUCCUGUGAGCUAGGGCAGGGGGUGCUGGUCGCCAGGACGCCUGGGUUCUAGUUCCGGUUCUGUUGCUGUGACCAUACCCACUGUGCACCGGGGACAAGAUUCCUCCCACUGCUGCAGUACCUGGGAGGCUCCCUUAAUAUAUGUAGAACCCAGGAGUCCUGACUCCCAGAUGCCCCUCCUGUCUCAGACCAAUGGGACCUUCUAACCCUGUAUCUCCCGCACGCACACACCUGUUGCAGAGGCCAGAUCUGGAAUAACUGUCCAGAAGGACAGUUUGCCCCUAAAACCAGGCACUUCAGGGCUGGCUUGUGCCCUGGCAGAGCCCUGUAGAUAUUUCCUCCACUCUGUAUCAAGUCUCUGGUUGUUCUUAUAAUACACAUAAAUGUUGAUCCUACUCUGAAUCCUGUGGCAGACAGUUCCAUUGGCUAAUCACAGAAUAAAGACCUUCCCUGGAUGCAUUUCAACUAGGUCACAGUUCAAAAACACUGGGUCGCUAGUUGUCUUUGCCGGAAGUGAAUAAUGGUGCUCAGUUUAUCAACUGGAGCUGACAACCUCUAGAUGGGAAAGGCCCCAUAUCGUAUGCCCUGACCUGUCUGGGCCAGCCAAUUCCCUUGCCUUGUGUGUGGUUCAGAGACAGCACCCUCUAGAGCGAAAAAACCCCAUAUCCCAAUCCCCACCACUCUAAGCUAGCUAGAUCCCCUACCCUGGGGUCACAUCAGCUGGUGCCCCCUAGAGGAGAAAUGCCCAUCUGCCACCGCCCUAAGCCAGCCAAUCUCCCACCCCGGGGCUGGAUUGGAGCUGGCACCCCCUACAAGGGAAAGGCCCCAUGUCCUACUCCCCACCCCCAUCAGAGGGCCAAUCCCCUGCCCUGAGGCUAGAUUGAAGGUGGCACCCACUAGAAAAGACAGGCUGCAUGUCCCACGCCCCGCUGCCCUGAGCCAGCCAGUCUCCUGCCCUGGGGACUGAUGGGAAGCGAGGACAGUGCCCCCUAGAGGGGAAAUGCCCCAUCUCCCAGUCCCCAGCACUCUGAGCUGGCCAGUUCCCCCACCUUGCAGCUGAUUUGCAGCAGCAUCUUAUAGGAAGGAGAAGAGUGGGUAGUUGUAUGAUUGUUUGAUGGCUUUAAGUUCUGGCUUUAUUUCCCAUAUCAUAUUUCCCAGUCAAGUGUCUGAUUUCCCACAUCAUUCCAAUGCACUAAGCUGCGGCUGGAACACUUUCUAAUUUCUAUUUCCUCUGUAACUAACACACAAUAUAUAUAUAAUCCAAACCCCCUUUCAUAUGGCAAUGCUCCUUGAGAGUCUUAAAGAGAAAUCACAGAUGGUUUUGUGGAGAUGUGAGGAGUCUAAAAUUUUCCUGUCUUUCAGUUUCAGAGCUUAUCAUAAAAAUAAAGGGAAAGGUAAACACCUUUAAAUCCCUCCUAGCCAGAGGAAAAACCCUUUCACCUGUAAAGGGUUAAGAAGCUAAGACAACCUCACUGGCACCUGACCAAAAUGACCAAUGAGGAGACAAGAUACUUUCAAAGCUGGAGGGGGUGAGGGGCAGGAAACAAAGGGUUCUCUCUGUCUGUGUUGUCUUUUGCCAGGACCAGAGCAGGAAUGCAGGUCAGAACUCCUGUAAAGGGUUAAUAAGCAAUCUAGUUAGAUAUGCGUUAGAUUCUGUUUUGUUUAAAUGGCUGAUAAAAUAAACUGUGCUGAAUGGAAUGUAGAUUCCUGUUUUUGUGUCUUUUAGUAACUUAAGGUUUUGCCUAGAGGGAUUCUCUAUGUUUUGAAUCUGAUUACCCUCUAAGGUAUUUACCAUCCUGAUUUUACAGAGGUGAUUCUUUUACUUUUUCUUUCA
Messenger RNA from Caretta caretta (loggerhead turtle), 3869 nucleotides. Its product is annotated as platelet glycoprotein Ib alpha chain-like. NCBI's taxonomy places the organism in Eukaryota, Metazoa, Chordata, Testudines, Cheloniidae. The record is from RefSeq and is a predicted model, not a curated record. Gene Ontology annotation, biological process: long-term memory. Gene Ontology annotation, molecular function: protein binding. Gene Ontology annotation, cellular component: plasma membrane.